This is a messenger RNA of Copidosoma floridanum, 1500 nucleotides long. RefSeq names its product dietary and metabolic glutamate transporter pseudogene. The record is from RefSeq and is a predicted model, not a curated record. NCBI's taxonomy places the organism in Eukaryota, Metazoa, Arthropoda, Insecta, Hymenoptera, Encyrtidae.
AUGGACUUAAAAGGUCCCCAACGAUGGAUCGUUGCAACGAUGGGAUUUUUUGCAUUUUUCAACGCAUACACGUUGCGAAUCUGCCUCUCGAUCGCAAUAACCAAAAUGACCAAACCACAUUCCAGUAACAUCAGCUCUACUCAGUCGAUCGACGAAACCUGUCCCGAUUACGAGGACAACGUUCUCAAAAACGAAACCACCGUCGUUUCCGUUGGGGAGUUUGAGUGGGACGAGGUUACUCAGGGUAUCGUUCUUUCCUCUUUCUACUGGGGUUACGCAGCGUCCCACCUACCCGGUGGCCUACUAGCCAGAAAAUUUGGCGCUAAACGCAUUAUCGGCCUCGGAGUACUGUUUACGGCUCUGCUAUCCAUCGCGACACCCAAAGUAACCCAAUGGGGCGACGCCCCAGCUCUUAUGGGGCUUCGCCUCCUCAUGGGGCUCUGCGAGGGCGUCAUACAGCCGGGCAUGAGCCAUCUGUUGGCUCAGUGGAUCCCUUCCCAGGAGAGAUCGGUCAUCGGAACAUUUGUCUACACUGGAAUUAAACUGGGUAUACUCGUCUCCUCGGUCGCCUCGGGCCUUAUUAUGGACAGGUCAACCGACAAUUGGCCCUGGAUAUUCUAUAUCUUCGGAGCCAUCGGCAUAUUGUGGUACGUCGUUUGGGUGCCGCUAUGCUACGACAGUCCCCGAGAGCACCCCUUCAUAACCGAGCAAGAGAGGAUAUACCUUCACGAGCACAUGUCCAGCCACACUGCGGAGACAACGGCAAAACCUUCAGUUCCCUGGAGACACGUGCUCACCUCGAAACCAUUCUUGGCCCUCGUUGCUAUGCAGUGCGGGCAAGACUGGUGCAACUACACGAUCAUGUCGGAUCUGCCCAAAUACAUGAACGGAGUGCUGAAGUUACCGAUUCACCUGAACGGCUACGCGUCUUCCAUGCACACAGUCAGCUCUUGGCUGUUCAGUACGUUCGCGUCCUGGCUGUCUGACCGUCUGAUAGCCAAAAAGCGCGUGUCGAUAAGUAAGGUUAGAAAGGCCAACGUUGCCAUUUCGAGCGUUGGGCCCGCGGUUUUUCUACUGUUGGCCGUGUACGCGGGCUGCGACGUCGUACUGGCCGUUGUCUUGGUUACUGUGGGUUUGACACUGACGGGUAGCUCGUUGAUCGGGAUCAAGGUGAACGUGCUGGACCUUAGCCCAAAUCACGCCGGGGUACUCAUGGGUAUACAAAAUGGCGUCGGGGCUUUGGCGGGCAUCGCGGCUCCGUACACCGUUGGGGUGCUCACGCCCAAUCAGACCCUCGGUGAGUGGAAGAGAGUCUUUUGGAUCAUAGCUGGGGUUUAUUUCGUGGCUACGGUGAAUUUUGUAAUCAACGCCAGUGGUGAUGUCCAGCCGUGGAAUAAUCCCGGGUUCUUGAAAAAAGAGCGUGAGAAGGAACGCAAUGACGAUGUGGAAGAGGAUGUGGGUCUGAUGAACUUGAGUAGAAGUAAGGUGGUAUGUGAGUGA